AUGCGCGUCUCAGCACCUCUUUGCUUGUUCUUCCUCUUCGGUCUAGCUGCGCUUGCGCAGACAGCCAGCGCCGUCGCCAUGCCAGCGAGCCCUGCUGCGUGGCGUGUCAACGACUCCCCUCCUCUUUUCGCAGGCGAGCUCGAAGGUCAAGAGGCUGUGUUGAAAAAGAGGAUGAACUACGAUUCACGGGAUGGGCUGCCUCGUUUUCCCUACGAAGAACAACAUGCUCUCAAUCUCAGGAAGGAGGUCCACAGACUCCACAAGAAGCUCAAUCGCCUGUCCUGCAGCGCCAGCACAAGCCACGAUACAAUUGCCAGCACCAGCCACGAUCCCAGCACCAGCCACGGUCCUAGCACCAGCACCAGUCAAAACCCUAGGCUGACAAAAUUAAAGCACGAUCUCGAGAAGGCCGAGAAGAAGCUGCGAAGAGAGCUCGAGAAAGACCACAUCAAACCACUCCAGGACUGCCUUCAAGACCUAGAAAAGAACAACAACGAUUGGUGCAACAAGUGCGACCAGGCACUGACGGUAGUGCGCAGCCAUCUCGAGUCUCCUGUCUGUGAUGCCAUCGAACGUGCUCGCCAAGGCGACUUGAGCGGUCCCGAGGAGAAGAGAAGUGGCAAGAGGAAAUACAACGUCGUUAUCGUCAUCGAAUUGACUCGAACCUUCGGACAACUGGUAGCCGUCGUCACCGUCAAGGUCUCGCCAACCCUUGGAAAGUUGAUGAUUGUCAUUACCGUCAAGAUCACCCUGAACUUUGGACCAUUGAUGAUUGUCAUCACCGUCAAGAAGUCUCUGAUCCUUGGGGAAUUGAUAGACAUCGUUACCGUCGAGGUUCCCCUGACCCUUGGGAAAUUGAUAGACGUCGUUACCGUCGAGGUUCCCCUGACCCUUGGGAAAUUGAUAGACGUCGUUACCGUCGAGGUCCCCCUGAACCUUGGAGAUUCUCUAGCUACUACCAACCCCCCGACCAGUAAUGGCACUGGAACACAGACUCAAGCUCAGACUCAGACUCCAGUUCAGACUCAAGCUCAUGUUCAGACUCAGUCUCAGUCUCAGACCGAGAGACGGGAUCAGACUCUUAAAUGCGAUGAAGUGUUCGAAGAUUUGUCUUGCAUCGCUGUGUGCUCGAGUGAUCUAGCCCAGAAGCCAACCAGUAUCGCCGCCGUGCCAGCGAGUCCAGCUGCGUGGCGUGUCAGCGACUCCUCUCCUCAAGAGGCUGGGCUGAAAAAGAGGAUGGACUACGAUCAAUGGGGUGGGCUGCCUCCUCCUCCCAACGAAGAGAAGGAUGCUCUCAAUCUCAGGAAGAAGAUCCACAGACUCCACAAACGGCUCAUUCGACUGUCCUGCGGCGCCAGCACGAGCAACUAUCCCAGCACCAGCACCAGUCAAAACACUAAGCUGGCAGAGCUAAAGCACAAUCUCGAGGAGGUCGAGAAGAAGCUGCGAAGAGAGCUCGGGAAAGACCAUCUCAACCAUCUCAAACCACUCCAGGAAUGCCUUCAAGGCCUAGAAAAGAACAAAAACGAGUGGAGCAACGUGUGCUACCAGACACUGACAGUAGCGCUCAACCACCGCCUCGAGUCCUCUGUCUGUGACGCAAUCGCACGCGCUCGCCAAGGCGACCUGAGCGGUCCCAAGGAGCAGGGGCUAAAGUCUAUCGUCGAUCAAUACGUGAAGAUGCAACGAAAGCAAAAGAGGCAUCAUGCUUGUCGACAUUUCGCUAAUCAUUGGAUCUAUGAUGGCCCUUGUAUUGGUGAAGGUUCCAAUAAACCCUGGAGAUGCUGCAGCUACUGCCUACGCCAAGACAUGUACCGGAACUGGAACAAAUACCCAAGCUCAGACUCGGACUCAAACUCAGACUCAGACUCAGACUCGAGCUCAAGCUCAAGCUCAAGCUCAGACUCAGACUCAGACUCAGACUGA
Molecule: messenger RNA, 1926 nt
Organism: Acaromyces ingoldii
Lineage: Eukaryota; Fungi; Basidiomycota; Exobasidiomycetes; Exobasidiales; Cryptobasidiaceae
Exons: 5
Coding region: 1-1926 (641 amino acids)
Source: RefSeq, a predicted model, not a curated record